This is a messenger RNA of Lichtheimia ornata, 549 nucleotides long. RefSeq names its product ubiquitin-conjugating enzyme E2 8. The transcript has 6 exons. The record is from RefSeq and is a predicted model, not a curated record. The coding region runs from base 1 to 549 and encodes 182 amino acids. Gene Ontology annotation, cellular component: nucleus. NCBI's taxonomy places the organism in Eukaryota, Fungi, Mucoromycota, Mucoromycetes, Mucorales, Lichtheimiaceae. Gene Ontology annotation, biological process: protein polyubiquitination; ubiquitin-dependent protein catabolic process. Gene Ontology annotation, molecular function: ubiquitin conjugating enzyme activity.
AUGUCAACUCCAAGAAGGCGGAUAGAAACCGAUGUUAUGAAGCUCUUAAUGAGCGACUAUGAAGUGACCUUGGUCAAUGACAAUAUGCAGGAAUUCUACGUGCGUUUCCACGGUCCUACAGACACGCCGUUCACUGGAGGUGUAUGGAAAGUGCACGUCGAACUUCCUGAUCAGUAUCCUUACAAGUCUCCCAGUAUUGGUUUUAUGAACAGAAUCUUCCACCCCAACAUUGAUGAAGUUAGCGGUUCAGUGUGUCUUGAUGUGAUCAAUCAAACGUGGAGCCCAAUGUUUGACAUGAUCAACAUCUUUGAAGUGUUUUUACCCCAACUCCUUCGUUAUCCCAAUCCAACGGAUCCAUUGAACGGUGAAGCUGCAGCUCUGUUGAUGCGCGAACCUACCAAAUAUGAAGCCAAAGUGAAAGAUUAUGUUUCACGAUAUGCGACAAAAGAAGCAGCCGAUGCGGCAGUGGAUGAUAGCUCUGAUGAGGACGAAAUGAGUUCUGUGAGUUACGCUUCUUCCGAAGACGAAGCUGCCGGUAUGGAGUUGUGA